CGUCUCGUUCCCUUGACCAAUGGCCAAUCUUAGAAAACGGGUCUCACCUAAAACCCUGAAACUUUGUGCCUCUCUUCUCUCCGCCGCGUUUCAAAGCUGAUCUCUCUUCGCCGCCUCACCGAUCAAAGGAAUUCAUAAUACUUAGUUUGGAACAUUAAUUACUUAUAGGGGAAUUGGACGAGGAUUCUCGAUAUCUCCUGCAGUUGAAACACCGAAAUGCUUGAAGCUGUUUACAGGAACAGCUCAAUCGAGUGGAAACCAUCUCCAGUUGUAGCCUUAGCCACCAGUGCAGACGACUCACAGGUCGCUGCCGCUCGUGAGGAUGGUUCACUUGAGAUUUGGCUGGUCUCUCCUGGCUCCGUUGGUUGGCACUGCCAACUGAGUAUUCAUGGAAAGCCUGAUUCAAGAGUUUCCUCGCUUGUGUGGUGUCGAGUAGGCACGGAAGAAUUGCCUUGUGGCAGAUUGUUCUCAUCUAGUAUUGAUGGUUCAGUUUCAGAGUGGGAUCUCUUUCACUUGAAGCAGAAGACUGUCCUAGAGUCCAUUGGAGUCUCAAUUUGGCAGAUGGCUGUGGCACCCUCUAGCAAUCCACCUUGUGAAAAGGAUAUUGAGGCCAAGCAUCUUGGAAAUGGAUUUAGUGAUAAGAAGAAUGAUACUGAUGAUCAGCAAUCCAGUGAGAGUGGUGAUGAUUCUGACUCGGAUGAACUUCAUGAGCAAUUUGCUAUUGAGGAUCCACAUGUAGCGAUUGCUUGUGAUGAUGGCUGUGUGCGGAUAUACACUAUUCCUGACUCAGAUGAGUUAAUAUACAAUAAGACGUUGCCUAGGGUCAGCGGACGUGUUUUAAGUGUGACAUGGAGUUCUGAUGCAAGUAAGAUAUAUUCAGGGAGUAGUGAUGGAUUUGUUAGGUGUUGGGAUGCUAAAAUGGGUCAUGAGAUAUACAGGAUUACAGUUGGGCUUGGUGGCUUGGGUAGUGGACCUGAACUUUGUGUGUGGUCUUUACUUGCUCUCAGAUGUGGGACCCUUGUUAGUGCAGACAGUACUGGUAGUGUUCAGUUUUGGGACUCUCUGCAUGGGACUCUAUUACAGGUGCAUUCUUCUCAUAAGGGUGAUGUGAAUGCGCUGGCAGCUGCACCUAGUCAUAACAGGGUGUUCUCCGCUGGAUCUGAUGGCCAGGUCAUUCUUUAUAAGCUUUCUAGUGAGACAGUUGGAUCUAGUGAUGAUGUGUCUGCUAAAAUGAUGAAGAAAUGGGUUUAUGUUGGUUAUGUAAGAGCUCAUACACAUGAUGUUAGGGCGUUGACAGUGGCAGUACCAAUCAGUCGGGAAGAUGCAUUGCCUGAUGAAGGGGUGAAAAGAAUUCGCAGUAGGAAGAGGCCAAUUGAAUUUAGUUACCGUAAGUGGGCUCAUCUGGGUGUUCCCAUGCUUAUCUCUGCUGGUGAUGACACAAAGCUCUUUGCCUAUUCUGCCAAGGAAUUCACCAAGUUCUCUCCUCAUGAUAUCUGUCCUGCACCACAGAGAGUACCAAUUCAGUUGGUUCUUAAUACUGUAUUCAACCAGAAUUCUUUGCUUCUAAUUCAGGGUUCUUAUUGGUUAGAUAUUCUCUGUGUUCGCAUGAAAGGUGGAGCCAUGCCAGAUACUUGUCCUGGUCCUUCGAGAGGCCAGGCAAAUACAGAUUUACUAGCUCGAAUUAAAACCAAAGCAUCUCGGAAGAUCAUAUGCAGUGCCAUUUCUAAUUCAGGGAAGCUAUUUGCUUAUUCAGAUCAUGUUAAACCCAAUCUAUUUGAGUUGAAGAAACACGGUGGCAAAACUACAUGGACUGUUAAUAAAAAGCAACUCCCACAGAACUUACCAUAUGCACAUUCCAUGGUUUUUAGUUCUGAUUCUUCACGGUUGAUGAUUGCAGGGCACGAUAGAAGAAUCUAUGUUGUGGAUGUGAGCAGCUUACAACUAGUGCAUUCUUUCACGCCUCGGCGUGAGGACUAUGAUGAGGAAUUACCUCCAACUGAACCUCCUAUAACUAAAAUGUUUACCAGUGGUGAUGGGCAGUGGUUAGCUGCCAUCAAUUGCUUUGGAGAUCUCUAUAUAUUUAAUCUGGAAACGCAAAGGCAGCAUUGGUUUAUAUCAAGAUUGGAUGGUGCCUCUGUUACAGCUGGUGGUUUUCCUCCUCAAAAUAACAAUGUGCUUGUAAUCACAACGUCUUCAAACCAGGUCUAUGCAUUUGAUGUGGAGGCAAAACAGUUAGGAGAAUGGUCUAUUCGGCACACAUAUGUUCUGCCAAAGAGAUACCAAGAAUUUCCUGGGGAGGUUAUUGGGAUGUCAUUCUUACCUUUGUCAAGUCCGCCAUCUGUUAUUGUUUAUAGUGCCAGGGCUAUGUGCAUGAUUAACUUUGGGAUGCCAGUGGAUGGAGAAGAGGACAAUGAUUUAGUAAAUGGUUCAUUUUCUCCAAUGAAGAAGUUACGGAACAGUCUUAUUAAUGGGAGACUGAAACGUAAGUUGAAAGAGUGUCAAACAGAGGCUAAACAUCAAAAAAAUUUUGAAUUUCUUGCUUUCAGAGAUCCUGUUUUGUUUAUUGGAAACCUUUCUGAAAAUUCUAUCUUGAUCAUAGACAAACCAUGGAUGGAUGUGGUUAAAACUUUCGAUGCCCCUCCUGUACACAGACAUAUAUUUGGCACAUAACUGCUCUACCAAUGCUUGUUUAUGGCAUUAGACAGAGAUUGCAAAUGUGGCAAGUGAUCCCACAAUUUUGACAAUACAUUAAAGAUUUUUUUGAUACGAGAUGGGGUUGAAGAGUUUGAGUGAGGGGAUCAAAAGAAUGUUGUCAAUUGUAUUCCUAAAAUAAUCGCUGACCUGUUAAAGUAGUUUUUGUUUUUUUAGUCUUGCCAGAGUUUCUUCUUCACCUUGUUCAAAUUCAUGUCUUUGAUCUGUAAGUGGAUAGAUUCAGUCAAGUAGUAAAAUCUUUGUUCUCCUCCU
Molecule: messenger RNA, 2964 nt
Organism: Jatropha curcas
Lineage: Eukaryota; Viridiplantae; Streptophyta; Magnoliopsida; Malpighiales; Euphorbiaceae
Product: WD repeat-containing protein PCN
Biological process (GO): meristem maintenance; meristem growth
Molecular function (GO): protein binding
Source: RefSeq, a predicted model, not a curated record